CGGAGUUUGUGCCAUGUGAUAGGGCGCUCCCUGCAAAACCUGUGCGCCGGGUGAAGGGUACGGUGAGCUGCAGCCCUCGGGCGGGUGAGGGGGCCUUCUGACCGGUGGUGAGUCCCGGGAGGAGGGAGGAUGCUGCGCGCGGCUGCCUGCACUUCUCUGCUGCUGCUGCUCAGGGCGGUGGUGGGUCUGCCCUGGUUCCAGGCCACCGGUGCCGCGCUGGUCUUCUACCUCGGAUCGGGAGGAUGGGCGUUUCUGAAGGUUUUUUACAAGACCGUGGGCCGGGACGUGCGGGGAGCGAUAACCCUUUUCAGGGUGAAAUUGCAAGUGAAACGGCACCUAAGAGAAAAGAACACAAUCCCUCACAUCUUCAGGGAGUGCGUGAAGAGGCACCCAAACAAAACGGCGCUCAUCUUCGAGGGGACGGGCGCGACAUGGACCUUCAAGGAGUUGGAUGAAUUCUCCAAUGCCGUGGCCAACUUCCUUCAUGCUGAAGGGUUCCGCUGCGGCGAUGUCAUAGCCCUGUUUAUGGAGAAUUGUAAUGAAUACGUAGGUCUUUGGCUAGGCAUGGCUAAAAUCGGAGUGGAGGCAGCUCUUAUCAACUUUAACUUACGGUUGGAUGCCCUGGAACACUGCUUCAGCGUGUCCAAUUCCAAGGCUGUCAUAUUUGGAAGAGAGAUGUCCCAAGCUAUGUGCGAUGUUUCCUCCAUCAUGGAGAAAUCGGCUCGACUAUACUGUUUAGGCGAAUGCGACCGGGCAACUAUUCCUCCUGGGACCGAAUUCAUUGACUCUCUGCUCCAGAGCGCAUCCCGCCACCCACCGAAGGACCCAGGGAGGGGAUUUACAGAUAAAUUAUUUUAUAUCUACACAUCCGGUACAACUGGGCUUCCAAAAGCUGCUAUUGUGGUUCACAGUAGGUAUUUCAGGAUGGCGGCACUGGUGUAUUAUGGCUUCAGAAUGCGGCCGGACGACGUUGUGUAUGACUGUCUGCCGCUUUAUCACUCUGCAGGUAACAUUGUGGGCAUGGGCCAGUGUAUUCUGCACGGAUUGACCGUAGUUAUAAAGAGGAAGUUUUCUGCCUCUCGUUUCUGGGAUGACUGCGUGAAAUACAACUGUACGAUAGUCCAGUAUAUUGGGGAGAUCUGCCGGUAUCUCCUGAACCAGCCAGUGCGAGAUACAGAAUCCAAACACCGUGUGCGCAUGGCGCUUGGGAACGGACUGCGUCCUGCUAUCUGGACGGAGUUUACCACGCGCUUCCACGUCCCGCAGAUUGCAGAAUUCUACGGAGCCACUGAGUGUAAUUGUAGCUUGGGCAACUUUGACAAUAAUGUAGGAUCCUGCGGGUUCAACAGCAGAAUCCUUCCCUUUGUGUAUCCAAUCCGGCUGAUGAAGGUGAACGAAGAAACAAUGGAGCUGAUCCGUAACCCAGACGGCCUUUGUAUCCCUUGCAAGCCAGGGGAGCCGGGACAGCUGGUUGGACGUAUCAUACAGUCGGAUCCCCUGCGCAGGUUUGAUGGUUACGUCAAUGAAUCCGCAACAAGCAAAAAGAUCGCAAAUAACGUCUUCAAGCCUGGAGACACUGCAUAUCUCAGUGGAGACGUGUUGGUGAUGGAUGAGCUGGGAUACAUGUAUUUCCGGGACCGCACAGGAGAUACGUUCCGGUGGAAAGGCGAGAACGUCUCAACCACGGAAGUUGAAGGAAUAUUAAGUCGGCUCCUUGGACAAGCGGAUGUGGUGGUCUACGGCGUGGAAGUCCCAGGAACGGAAGGGAGAGCUGGAAUGGCCUCCAUUGCUGACCCCAAUCAUUCAAGCGACCUCGACAGAUUUGUCCGAGACCUGAAGAAGGCUCUGCCUGGGUACGCACACCCCGUGUUCCUACGACUGCUGCCAGAGGUGAACAAAACAGGAACCUUCAAAUUUCAAAAGACGGAUGUGAAAAAGGAAAGUUUUAAUCCUCAUCUGGUCAAGGACCCCUUAUACGUCUUGGACGCUCAGCAAGGGAAGUACAUCCCAUUGGAUGAAGAAUUGUAUAACCGGAUCCAAUCAGGGAAGUUUAAGCUUUAGCGUUGUCCCCCAUUGGUCGGAUUCGGGUCACACAAGUUAAACGGUUGCAAUGCAGUAAACACCUUGGGGGGCCGCAGAGCCGUCCCAGCGUCUUCAUCGGUUGACAACAUUCACAUACCAAAGUAUUACCGUACUAAGAAGAGAGGUUUGCCAGGGAACCGGGGUCCGUACCCUACUGAUAAAAGGGACUACUUUUUCUUUUUAUUUAUUUUAUAGUCCAAGGGGGGGAAAAAAUAGAAGAAAAAAAUACAAUCAGCUGUACAAAACUAACUUUAAUGUUCUGCAUCUCAAAACACUCCAUCUCUACAGUUUACUUCUAGAGAAAAACAUUCCUGUGAAAAGCAAGAAGAAGGGAAAAUGCGCAAUUUCGGUUUGCUUAGAAAAUACGGAGGACGAUAUGGAGGGCGUAGCAUGUGUUUUUUGUUUUUUUCCCCUCAGGUUCGGGUUUGGUUAUGUUCAGUAACUGAUAAUCCUUUUAUUUUAGUUUCCCAAGUCCCAGGCAUUGCAGAUUGCGGCGAUAUCUUUUGGACUUUUUUUUUUUUACAUUCCAAAAUAUAACUUUUAAGUAUGUGUUUUAAAAAACUAAAUUACG
Spea bombifrons (plains spadefoot toad) is the source of this 2653-nucleotide messenger RNA. It is a transcript of the gene SLC27A4, whose product is annotated as solute carrier family 27 member 4. NCBI's taxonomy places the organism in Eukaryota, Metazoa, Chordata, Amphibia, Anura, Pelobatidae. The coding region runs from base 130 to 2061 and encodes 643 amino acids. Gene Ontology annotation, biological process: response to nutrient; very long-chain fatty acid catabolic process; medium-chain fatty acid transport. The record is from RefSeq and is a predicted model, not a curated record. The transcript is spliced from 13 exons. Gene Ontology annotation, molecular function: long-chain fatty acid transmembrane transporter activity; long-chain fatty acid-CoA ligase activity. Gene Ontology annotation, cellular component: endoplasmic reticulum membrane; plasma membrane; microvillus.